Molecule: messenger RNA, 921 nt
Organism: Miscanthus lutarioriparius
Lineage: Eukaryota; Viridiplantae; Streptophyta; Magnoliopsida; Poales; Poaceae
Source: the annotation of a GenBank genome assembly
AUGGAGGCCUCGUCGUCGUUCAAGCCGAACCCGCUGUCGCUGAGCGUGCCGGACCCCGCGCUCGACCGCUGGCUCCGGGACAGCGGCUACCUCGACCUCCUCGACUCCACCACCACCGGAGGGCCGUCGUCAGCCUCGGCCCCCUCCACCUCCACCUCCACCUCCUCCUCCGCCGCCAGCCCCGCCGCCGGCCCGGCCUCCUCCAGCGUCGCGGCCGACGUCCUCGCCUUCGCGCGCACCCUCGCCUCGCUCCUCGCGCUCAACCCCUUCGCGCGCCUCUCCACUGCCGACCUGGCCGCGCCCACCCCAUCCUGGUCGCUCGCCUUCGUCGGCCCCCCCGGCGCCGCGUCCUACUCCUGGCCGCCCACACCCACCCUGGCCAGGCUCCGCGUCCAGGAGAACGUCCGCCGGUACGCGCGCAACUACGCCGCGCUCACCAUCCUCGUCUUCGCGUGCUGCCUUUACCGGAUGCCGAUGGCGCUGCUGGGGAUGCUGGCCAGCCUCGCCGUCUGGGAGGGCGUGCGCUACUGCCGGGACCAUUGGGGCCUCACCACCAGGGCUCCAGGGGUUGCCCAAGCUCUGCUGCACUGUGCACAGAUUGCUACUGCUAUACUACUGUACGUCUGCAACCUACAGUUUGCUCUCGUGUACGCCAUCGGAUUGAGCUAUGCGUUGAUGAUGUUACACGCCUCCCUCCGGAAGUUGACCCCCUCAAGUCUACGAGAUCCCAGGAGUCUUGGCUUUGCCUGUGGGGUUGCAAAAUUGGCCGGUCAUGAUGCCCAGUCCUGCCCUGCCCUGAUCACGGGGAAACCAUGCCUGCUGGAUUCAACUGCAGAGAGAUUAAUUGAUUUGACUGCUUUUACUACCAGGGAUGUACUACGAGCUCUGCUUGCUCACAUGAUACUUGUGAAUUGUACAUGA